CCUCGCCCCGGUCCGCCCCAGCGGCGCGGCUGAGCAGCGAGCGGAGGGAACCGGCGCGGAGCGGCGGAGCGGCCGGGGAAGCGGCGAUGGCCGAUUACUGGAAAUCUCAGCCAAAAAAAUUCUGCGAUUACUGCAAGUGCUGGAUAGCAGACAACAGACCUAGCAUUGAUUUUCAUGAAAGAGGAAAGAAUCAUAAAGAAAAUGUGGCAAAAAGAAUUAGUGAGAUUAAAAAGAAAAGCUUGGAAAAAGCAAAAGAAGAAGAAAACAUGUCAAAAGAAUUUGCAGCAAUGGAGGAGGCAGCAAUGAAAGCAUAUCAAGAGGAUUUGAAAAGGCUUGGAAUUAAGCCAGAUGAUGUAGGUCCCAGUUCAGCACAGAAUAAAACACCGAGUAAUGCAGUGGAAACUACAGGGAAGAAAGAAAAGAAAGAGAAGAAGGAAAAAAAGGAAAAGAAAGAAAAGAAAAAAAAGACAUCUCAAGACACCUCAGUGCCAGCAAAAACAAAGGAGUGGGUGCAAGGAUUCUCUCCUGAAGGCUAUACAUAUUACUACAACACAAAAACAGGAGAAUCACAGUGGGAGAAACCUAAAGGAUUCCAAGGCAACUCUCAAACGGGAGCUGAGUGGGUAGAAGGUGUCACUGAAGAUGGUCAUACCUAUUACUAUAACACACAAACAGGAGUAUCCACAUGGGAGAAACCAGCUGGGUUUGUUUCAUCUUCAAAUGAGAAGAGCCACAAGAAUUCCGAAGAGCUUGGAGAAACAGAUUCCAAAGCAUCUGAAUCAGACUCAGAAGACAGUGAAAAUGAUGCACAGAGUUCAGAAACAAAUGUCAAGAGGAAAGGAGGUAAAGGCGAAGAAUCAGAGGAAGGGAAAAAAUCUCCGAGAGCUAAAAAGCUAAGUCCUUAUGGGAAGUGGAGAGCAGUUACAUCAGAAGUAACUGUUGAUAAAGAGGAGAGUACAUCAGCUUCCCAGGAAACCUCCAGUGAUGCACCCAGCACAACCAACCCUUAUGGAAAAUGGAAAGCAAUUAAUCAGGAAGGAGAAGAGGAAGAAGAAGAAGAAGAAGAACCAGGUGAAAAAGUGGACCUGGAGCUUCCUACUACAGAGAAUGAGAAUGUACUGCCUCCAGUGAUAGAGGUUCCAGAAGAUGAGACAGUGAUAUUUAAAGAGAAGACAGUCACCUCCCUUGGAGACCUGACUGAAGGGGUGCCAACAUUUAAAAAGAGGAAAUUUGAAAAUGGAAAAUCUAGGAAUUUAAGACAAAGACUAAGUGAUCAGUAAUACUUAACAAUAUAUUUUAGAUUCUGUUUAAGCUAGAGUGAAUCAAAAGUUUAAUAUUUUAAACAGGCUUUUAUAAAGAAAAUGUUGGAUAGAAAUUAAGGAUUUAUAGGUAUGAAAAUGUGAGUUUUAAUAUUUUUUUAUUUCGUUUUGAUGUGAUUGAUUUUGGAAUGGAAUUUUGUGUUUUAUUCCUUACGCAAUAUUGUAAAUACAUUUAUUUUUUAUUUUAACCAUGCCAUCUAAGUUUGAUUUGCUCUGUCUGUGCUGUUUUAGAUACAUCGUGUAAGGUUUUUUACUCCUUUUCUAAGUAUGGGAGAAUGCAAGAAUCCUUAAUCUGGGAAAAAUUAUGCAGACCUUUUAUUUUUACGGAGAAACUAAGUUAGUGGCAUUUACCAGAGAGUAAAAUUGCCCCCUAAGAUUGGUUAUGUGGAGUAGGUUUCUAACUAUUGAGUAAAAAUGCUGUGCUUAAUAACCUUUGGCUAGCAGCUUGCAAAAGAGUAGGUGGUGAGAAUGACAACAUUUCAGAGAUAAUUUUAACACAUCAGUGCCACUUAUUUCAGAUGACAUUCUGAAAGAAAUCAUAAAUGUUUUAAACCUCUGAAGAAGAGUUAAACCUGUUAAAUCUUAACUUUAAGAGCACCAGAGCCACCCUUGUUGGAGCAGGUACUUUUGUGGUGUCUUCCUUGUGUUUUGCUUUACUAAUGUCUCUGCUUGAAUUAUUCUUUCUUACAAAUUAAGUUUUCCUUUUUUGGUUUUCCUUCUUGUUUUCUUUUUCUUUCUCUUUCCCUGGAUAAAAUCCCAAUUGCCUGCUACUUUCAUGAACAAAAAGUACUCCACAGACCUGGAGCAGCAUACAGCACCUCUUUUGAGGCUGGUGGGUAUAUUCUGUUGGUACAAGGAGUCUGUGUUGGGAUAGUUGCAGUGUUUGCUAAGCUGAGGGGGGCUAAGAGUAUUGCAGCCUAAUUGAGCUCAGUGCCAUAGGAGAGGAAGACAAAAAUGGAUGAGUAGAGCUGAUGACUGUGCUGUCCAUGAUGGCCUGGACAUUUUCUUAGUGAUUGUAGAUUUGUUUUCUUCACUUGGUGGUGGGGUUGGUCUGCAUUUAGAUUCAUUGGCUGCAUAAAGAUACAGCUACAAUCACUGCUUCUCUUGGUAUCAAGAAGAGGACCAUAGAGGUGCCAAUCACAAAUCCAUUAAAAAAUAUUUCUCUUUUCCUAAUGCUCAUUUACAGUGUUUUGUUUUGGAGAGUCUCAGUCAAAAACAGAGGGGACAGUUAAGAAUUAGUAAAGCCCAGCUACAGCAAAAUAAGUUGGUAGCUUCUGAUCUUGAACUCACUGAGAAAACACCUGCUAAUCUGUUGGAUCAGUGGAGAAAGGAGAGCAAGACAGAGAAUUUGGUGUACGUUGUAUUACAAAGGAAGCUGACGUUCCUUUUCCUAUUCUGCAGUGUUGUCUUCUGUGUAUAGAAGGGAAUUAAAUAUUCUAUUUAAUCCCAUGUGUUUCUUUGGCUUCAUCAAGGUUGUAUCUUCUGAUGGUUUUGUUGAUAAAUUUCAAAGUUUCCUGUAAUAUCUAGCACUGGAUUGCCAUUUAGAUGUGCAAGAUGCAUGCUGGAUGCUCUCAGAGUCAUGGAUGCAGGGAUAUACAGCAUACACCACAUGAAAGACUUCAUAUGCAAGGCUAGAAUGAAAAUAUCCUUUUUAAAAAAGCAUGUUUUUCAGGUUUUAUUCUUACUCUUACUCGAACAUGACUUCUAGUAGGUUGGAGCCUGCUCUAACUUGAAGCCUCUGUGCACUUGUGACGAGUUUACACUCAAUAUUUACCAAAUAAUACAAGUAUUACAUUUCAAAGAAGCAGCUUUUCUUCCUCUUUACUCCCAUGUCUUUCCUGAAGCACAUAAAGCAUCUUGGUCUGGCAGGACCUUCAUGCUCCACUAACACUCUUCAUCCCUUGCAGCCCGAGUUUGCCUCAGCUCUGUGUUCAAGGAAGAUUAAGGCCACACGUGAUGUCACUAAUACUUCCUUAGCAUAUUGGAAAACCCUUGGUACACCCCUAAACCACAUUUGCCUUUCACAUGACUGCAUCAUGCUGUCUGUUGUGGGUGCCCUGUGAUUCACCAGUACAACCAGCUCUUUCUGCUGCUUUGCUGUUGCCAGCUGCUGAGUUAACAGCUGACCAUGCUUUCCUCACACACACUUUUUUUUUCCUUAUAAAUUCGUUUGGUACUCAUGCUGCUUCUGUUAUUUCAAGCCCAAAGUAUGUUAAUUUCUUUCUGAUCUCUGUAAAGUGAUUUUGUUGUUUCCCAGUGCGUUUUUUAUACAGUGGUAUAACUCUUUUGUAGGCUCCACUUUUAAUAUCCUGUGGGGAGGAGGUCUCUCCUCUUUUUAGUGAGUGCCUCUUUUCUUAAAAAUGUUUUGUCACGUUGAAAGAGUCCUAGGAAGUGAUUUUACAGAUUUGUAACUAAAUUAUUCAAGCAGAUGUUUAAAAACCUCUGAAAAUAGAAGCGCUCAAAACUUUUUUUUGUUCAGGAGCUGUUAGUUAUAGUAAGAACCAAAGGUCUUUGCCAAGUACUGUGUUUAACAGAAAAACCAAAACAAUUACGUACAUCAGGGAAAAAAAAGUUUUCUUUGUUCACUACUAGUAAAGUUCAUUUAAAUACCACAUGCUUGCUUUUGCUUUCCAAAGCCUGAAUUUCACAAAGAAAUAUAGUGCUUUCCUCCCCAAUAUUUCUCCAAGUACUUUUCAAGAGACCUGUUUAUUGUUUUUCCUUAGGUGUAAAUGAUAAUAAGGGCCAGUUGAAUAAAAUUUGAGAUACCAAGAGCCACUGUUUUAAUUUUGCACCAUGCUAUGGUUCAGUUUCCAUAUUGUGUAUCUAAACCAAGUAUUUUCAAUACAAAUACACUGCCUCGUGUGAGAUUUAAGACAGAUGCUGCUUUUCCAGGACAUCUGUUCUACACCAAUCUCCCUCCCUUCUGUGAACUGCCCUUCAGAAUCUUCUGCCUUUGGAAUUUGGUGUAGGAUUCUUCUUGGUUAUUACCAAAAUUAUGCUUCUCAUCUGCUAAGCCUUCCUUGGGCUGCACUGGCUUUUGGAAUGUUCCAUUUACUGUUUCAGAAGAACAGUUUUCUGACUGAUCAAUUUUCUAUCAUGCAGCAUGUUGUUACCUGCUUGCCUGUUUUUAUUGUAAGCUUGCUGAAUGCCGCCUGCAUCAUAGCUACUAUUAGCAACACAAGAAGGAAAAUUCAGAGAGAAGGCAGAGUCACUGCAAGUCCUGAUGAUAAUUUAUUUUGUGUGGUUUUGAGAAAGUCAAUUCAGGGCUCUGUGUUCUUUUUGCCUGCCUCACCUUUCACCUCUCUCAUCUGUUUUACAAGCUUCACAGUGCAGGACACUUAUUUUGGUGUGUGUGUUUUCACACUAGGGCUGGCCUGAAGUCAGUGAUGUGUUUAGAAGCAAAGAUAUUGCAUAGACAAAAAAAGGAAGUUCCUGUGUUGGGCAUUUGUUAUGCCAGGCGUUGUGCAGAGACCUCCUGCUCAAUUUGACUGGGGUUAUAGAAUAAUCCUUGUUCCUGUUUAGGUUAAUGCAAAUUUUAACCCUUCACCUGGGAAUUUGUAGACUGAAAUCCAGACUUUCCCAAAAAGGUAAAGUUUGUUUUGUAGACAAAAUCUUUUCUCAAUCAUAAUCCAAUCCAAAUAUUCAGAUAUAGAAGGUGGUAGAAUGGAUUGUAACAUGGAGCUAAGUUAAAUUCACUAACCUAUGUGUGCAUAAAACCAUUUCACCUUAAAGAUGUUAUUUCAGUGCAUAUUUUGGCAUCUCAGAAAAGGAGUAAAAAAUUGUUGCACGUCGCUUCGUUUCUUUGAUUUGCUUUUUGAGUUAUGCUGCCUCUUUUUUUGUCAUUAUUUGUGUCUUCUUCAAACUGUCUUCCUCUGGUAUUCCUAUAUAUGCAAAUCUACACCUCACUGCUGUGCUGCCUUCCUAGUGUCCACCUUCCCCUUUUCCCCCUGCUCUACUGAGAUCUCUGGAAAGCUUCACACCGUGUUAUGUAGGACACGGAGUCUCCAGAGCCCAGCUUGGGCCAGGCACUUCUGCUGCCUCUUUGUGUCAUGCCCUGAGGAGGUACAACCUUAGGGAUGUUCUGACAGCACACAAGGAAUUUCCAGACAUGUGCUCUUUUGGUUUUCAUGAGAAUUUGUUUUCCAGAGACAGAUUUCAUUCCAUUCCUCCCCACAGCAGCCCUUAAAUCCUUUCCCUCCCUGGUACUAAAGCUGUUUGCUUUCUGCUAUCUGCUGUGGCAACCCUUGGGUGCUGCUUUGUCAGCCCUAUCUCUUUAGUAUCUCUUGUAUCUACCUCUGAAGUCCUCUUACCUUCUACCUGCUAAAUUAUUUAACUUAAAAAAUUACGUUAACCAUUGUGUGAUUAACAAGUUGAGCUUUGUCAAACGUUUCGGGAUAUAGCUUGAAUUAAAGUUUCUGUACAAGGCAAAAAGUGCUGCAAAUAAUAACCUGGAAAAUGCUGGAGGAUUUGCCCUAGAGGAUUGCCAGAGAACUUCAGCUUGUGCAGAUCUGGUUUACAGACCACAGGCUGAAGACUGAACUUGAAUGGCUUGCUUAAGUGAAGAUACAAUGAAGAACAGUGGGGUGAAUGAAAAGCACUUGCUUUAGUUCUUAAGUAUAGUCUCCAAAGUUAAACAGCUGGAUUCUCUUUAACAACUGCUCAGAUGAAAUUACAAAAUAUUGCAAGCUCUUGAAGUGGAAUUUAUAUGAAAAUACCAAAUAAAGUUUUCAUUUGAACAGUC
Molecule: messenger RNA, 6060 nt
Organism: Calypte anna (Anna's hummingbird)
Lineage: Eukaryota; Metazoa; Chordata; Aves; Apodiformes; Trochilidae
Gene: WBP4
Product: WW domain binding protein 4
Exons: 10
Coding region: 87-1280 (397 amino acids)
Biological process (GO): mRNA splicing, via spliceosome
Cellular component (GO): nucleus; precatalytic spliceosome
Molecular function (GO): zinc ion binding; RNA binding; protein binding
Source: RefSeq, a predicted model, not a curated record